AUGGUCAAGUUUCGACGAUCGCUGAAGAGCGAUAAACACGACUCCAAACCGCAUCAUAAUUCCAUUCCGGCGAAAGACGCCAUCGCCAUCCUACCUCCGAAGAAGGUCAUCAAAGCGCUCUACGACUACGUACCUCCGAACGACACCACGUACCUGAAAUUCUCCCAAGGCGAUUUCCUACACGUCGUCGGCCGCGAAAACGACGAGGACUGGUACGAAGCCUGCAAUCCGCUCGUGGGCGCCCGCGGCCUCGUGCCCGUCAAGUACUUCGAAUCCAUAGACAAGCGCGUCCGCAACUCGGGCGACUCCACCGGCUCCGACCCGAACUCCAGCUCCCACGACUCCGGGUAUGCCGAGAACGCCCCAAACGCUUCCUCGAACGUCGCUGCUGGUGAGAACUCGCGCGCCGCCGUCCGGAUGUCGAAACUGAGGGGUGCGGGCAACAUGGUGUAUGGCAUCGUCAUGUACGAUUUCAAGGCAGAGAGGCCCGAUGAAUUGGAGGCGCGGGAGGGCGAGGCCAUCAUCGUGAUUGCGCAGUCGAAUCCCGAGUGGUUCGUCGCGAAGCCGAUUACCAGACUGGGUGGACCGGGGUUGAUCCCCGUGUCGUUUGUCGAGAUUCGCGAUAUGACGACCGGUCAACCGGUCCCGGAUGCUGGAGCCGCCGUGCAAAGAGCAGGUGUGCCGAAGGUCGAGGAGUGGAAGAAGAUGGCAGCGGACUACAAGAACGGUAGCAUUCCGUUGGGCCGAUUGGGAGAAGAAUUGACUCCGAGCAGCUCGACGAGCAUGCAACAAGGGAUGCAGAACAUGAGCGUAUCGUCGAAGAAUCCGAAAUACUCAUCGAACGGCUACUCCACAGGGGGCAAUGGGGCACAACCACGAUUCAGCGACGCCAGCAGAACCGCGCCACAACUGCUGGCAGCCAUAAACGCGUCCGUCCCUCGCUACUGCUUCGCCGACGACAUCUUCUGGUUCAUCGUCGAAUGCAAAAUGGAAGACGGCCGUUACUGGGAGCUCUCCCGACUGUACCAAGACUUCUACGACCUGCAAAUCAACCUCAUCCAAGAAUACCCCUACGAGGCCGGCAAUGUCGAGGGCGUCGAGCGCUCCCUCCCCUACAUGCCCGGUCCCGUCACCUACGUCACUGACAACAUCUCCAACGGUCGCCGCCAGAACCUCGACGAAUACAUCCGAAACCUCCUCAAGCUCGGCUCUCACAUCACACAGGGCUACCUCGUCCGCCGCUUCUUCGCCCCACGGCCCGGUGACUACGAAAUCGACCCAGAAGUCGCUGACAACUAUCGCCUAUCCGGUGAGGCCGAUCCUUCGCAUGGCUAUAGCGCCGGCGGCGGCAACCCAUACGCGCAGUCAUCCCAGCCGCCACCGCAACAACAGCAGCAGCAACAACAACAACAGCAACAACAACAACAGCAACAACAACAACAGCAACAACAACAACAGCAACAACAACAACAACAGCAACAACAGCAACAACAGCAACAACAGCAGCAGCAGCAGCAGCAGCAGCGGGGCGCACCCGGGGGUAAUCCGCCGUCCCACUUCCGAGGCAACUCCGGACUCGAGCCGCCGUCAUCAAUGCCCCGCAACAACUCGUCACUGACGCAAGGGUCGAACAGCGGGGCCUCGGGGCCGACCGCGACAGGCGCAGCGGUCAAGAUCAAGGUGUGGUUCAGCGCAGAGAAUUGCGUGGUGAUCCGGAUGCCGCCCGGGUUCCGGUUCGCCGACCUGUACCGGAAGCUGAAGGAGCGGCGCAGUCUGGAGAAGCUCCCCGGCGAUGAGGACGGGAAGGCAGACCUGCUGGUGGAGUAUCGCGACGAUGGGGAGGGGCGGAUGCGGGUGAUUAAGGGAGAUGAGGGACUGCGGGAGGCGUUGGAGCGGAGUCCAAAGUUGACGUUGAGUCCAAAGCCGCUGGAGCCACUUGUCACCGAACUUCGUCCUCUCAUUAUGACGGCACAUGACGAAUACGGGAGAUUUCGCAAGAAUACUGGAGUUCCAAAUCCUGAGGACGACGAAAUGAAUGCGAGUUCCGAAAAUAGUCAUGUAGACGAACCAAGACCUCAACUACACUCCACAGUUGAGGCCAUCCUCCUCACAUUGGAGUUCAUGGAUGAUUCCCGAAAAGAAUGGUGGCUAAGUCCUGAGAAGUAUCGGUUACGAAAGUCCUGGAGUGAGGAAGGAGAGCAGAAGAAGCUUUCGACUCUGCAUGCUAUCAACAACAAGACGGAGGAGAAUAUAUCGAGCAUGAAAGUGAAGGUUGGUAUGUUCUGUCGGUACAAUUUGAACAUGGAUGCAGCGAAGCUUUUGGAGAAGGCAUAA
This is a messenger RNA of Eremomyces bilateralis CBS 781.70, 2334 nucleotides long. RefSeq lists its product as uncharacterized. Bases 1 to 2334 code for a protein of 777 amino acids. Gene Ontology annotation, cellular component: mating projection tip. Gene Ontology annotation, biological process: conjugation with cellular fusion. Gene Ontology annotation, molecular function: protein binding; phosphatidylinositol binding. The transcript has 5 exons. The record is from RefSeq and is a predicted model, not a curated record. NCBI's taxonomy places the organism in Eukaryota, Fungi, Ascomycota, Dothideomycetes, Eremomycetales, Eremomycetaceae.